Molecule: messenger RNA, 1143 nt
Organism: Hibiscus syriacus
Lineage: Eukaryota; Viridiplantae; Streptophyta; Magnoliopsida; Malvales; Malvaceae
Product: protein CHROMATIN REMODELING 24-like
Exons: 12
Coding region: 1-1143 (380 amino acids)
Molecular function (GO): DNA translocase activity; ATP binding; ATP-dependent chromatin remodeler activity
Source: RefSeq, a predicted model, not a curated record
AUGGCGGUUAGGCGAACGGAGGUCAUAGGCGGCCGGAAUCGUCCAAAAUCCGAGGCGUCGGGGUGGGUUUUUGACGAAACGAUUCCAGCGGACGGCGACGGCUAUCCACGAAUUGUUUUGGGUGUUUUGAUCAUGACGGGCCAUCUUAUAAAAAAUCCUAGCACACAAAGGCCAAAAAGUUUGCUUGAUAUACCAAGUGCUCAUUGGAUAAUCAUAAGUGGCACACCAAUUCAGAACAAUCUAAAGGAACUGUGGGCCUUGUUCAACUUCUGUUAUCCUAAGCUACUUGGUGAUAAUAAAUGGUUUAAGGAAAGAUACGAGCAUGCUAUUUUACAUGGAAACGACAAAAAUGCAACUGAGAGAGAAAAGCGUAUUGGCUCAACAGUUGCAAAGGAGCUCAGAGAACGUAUUCAACCUUACUUUUUACGCCGGUUAAAGAAAGAGGUAUUUGGUGAAGAUAAUGACUCAACUGCCAAGCUUUCCAAGAAAAAUGAGAUCAUUGUAUGGUUAAAGUUGACUGGUUGCCAGCGACGACUGUACGAGGCUUUUUUGAAAAGUGAGAUAGUUCUUUCAGCUUUUGAUGGCUCAACUCUAGCUGCAUUGACGAUUCUUAAGAAAAUAUGUGAUCAUCCACUUCUCUUGACAAAGAGAGCUGCUGAGGAUGUACUAGAAGGAAUGGAAUCGAUGCUAAAUCCAAAAGAUGCCAGUGUCGCUGAAAAAUUGGCCAUGCAUGUUGCUGAAACAAAUGGCUUUCAAGAUAACCAUGACAAUCUCUCAUGCAAAAUAUCCUUUAGACUCUCACUUUUGGACACUUUAAUUCCAGAGGGUCAUCAUGUUCUUUUCUCAGACUCGCAAAAUGCUAAAUCUGAUUCAGACCUAGUUAGUAUGAGCAGAUUGGAGUCUCUAGCAUCAAACAACUACAGGUUUUUAUGUAUUGAUGGUACUACAAAAGCAACCGACGGAGUGAAGAUUGUUAAUGAUUUUCAGGAAGGUAUUGGGGAUCCUAUAUCUCUUCUGACAUCCCAAGUUGGUGGUCUAGGCCUUACAAUUACAAAAGCAGAUCGUGUCAUUGUGGUUGAUCCUGCUUGGAACCCAAGUCUUAUGCAAGGUGAGAAACAUGGUGUAGAGGAUUCUAAUGUUUGA